AUGCUGAUCUUCAUUGCUGUGUUUUCCAUCCAGGCGUUCAAGUCCUACGGCAACCCGGAGAAGUUUGACCGCUUGGUUCUCUUUGUUGUGAUGGGACUGGGCUCUGGGGUUGCUUUAGCGAAGGCUAUCAGCAUGAAGCCAAAGAAAGAGAAAAAGUGA
Molecule: messenger RNA, 159 nt
Organism: Cladocopium goreaui
Lineage: Eukaryota; Dinophyceae; Suessiales; Symbiodiniaceae
Source: the annotation of a GenBank genome assembly